Molecule: messenger RNA, 542 nt
Organism: Bombyx mandarina (wild silkworm)
Lineage: Eukaryota; Metazoa; Arthropoda; Insecta; Lepidoptera; Bombycidae
Source: RefSeq, a predicted model, not a curated record
GAAUGAAUGCUAGAGAUACUGGUAUGCUUAGAACAAAGAGUAUUGUUAUUAUUAUAGAUUGGUUACCGCCGUGGAAUGGGUCGGGGCCCGUGUGGGUGAUGAGCGCGUGUGGCGCUGUACCCAGUGGUGCGGUUUCGGCUGGAGUAGCUGGCGGUGAACUUAUUUGGGUUGCCAGAACUACACACAAAAACAAAGUGUUGCCAGCGGCGCUUCAUCCAUCAAAACAUUGUUGCAUCGUGUACGCAGAUGGUGGCGCUCAUUGCUAUACUAAAUAUCAGGUGAUGUGCGGGGCGGCAGCGCAGUGGGUGUCGUGGCGGGGCGGGGAGGAAUGCGGCCGUGCGGUGCGAGCCGGCGGCGGCGAGGCGGGCGGCGUGCUGGUGGGGCGCGUGCAGCACCGCGGCGACCACCUGCUGGGUCCCGUCCUGGCGCCGCACUACCGCUGCCACCUCCUCAUAUACGGACGACCGUUCGCCUUCAACUGUUACGAGCUACUCGUGCUUGCCGAUGACGUUUCGACUUAGUUUCGCGUACAACCAAAAUUU